AUGCACCGUUUUCCUCCAACUAUCGCGGUCCGGAUAUGGAACCUAUCCCACCGGUUGAUUACCAGCGUAGAGGAUCGCCCCCACGUGGGCGUUACGAAGGCCGUGAGUCGUUUGGCGACUAUGGAAGAUACUACGAAACAGGUGGUGCUGCCCAGGCGCGGCCCGGUGAAUUCUACGACAGCUAUGGCGGCGGAAAUUAUGAUUACUCGUAAUUUCAUCAUUCGUAUAAUUACCGUUUUAAGAAGCCGUGGCUAUCGCGACAGAGAGAGAGGUCGGAAUUACGAAUCAUACGACUACGGCUACUAUGGCGACCAAAGAAGCCGCUCACCGCGGUCGGCGUCCGGAUACAAUGGGAGACCAUGAGGUAAGUUUACUGGGUUCGCCUCGUGAGAGAUACGGCCGAUAUCGGUGCAUUAGUCGAAGUGUAAAUAAGCUUUCGAACGCUUGUCUCAGCGAAAGUAUUGCCUUCACUACGCAAGGCUCUUGCCAGGUGUGUCAGAGACGCAGUCGCUGUCUACUCCUAGGUUACUGCCUUCAAAAUCCGGACAUCUCUGGUCAGGUCGUUAUAUGUUCUAGCGGCCCCCGCCUUGUGACAACAGAGCCUUAACUUGAAACAUUCGAAACCCCAAAAAACCUUCGAUCAGCCUUUGCCCUCGUUACGUCCGCUGUCGUACUCUUCAGUCAUCGACAAAAAAACGCUAUCAAGGUAGCUAUUCGUCGAAAAAAGCGCGAUAUUCAGUCCUCACAUACCUGUUCUGUUUAGCGAAUGUUAGCCCGUCUCCAACUCCAUUGAACUUUUCUAAAGCAAUGGUUCUUUCGUUGGUGUUUUCAGCUAUCCGCGGUCGCUCGAGGGUCGUUUCCGAAUCAUCGAAUUUGCCGAAGCAUUUUUCAACGUCUCGCCUCCCGGUUCCCUUGUACAUGCCAAUCGUUAAGUCAAUACACUUUCUGAGUAAGCUCACCUGGCGCUUCACUUCCGUACUCGCCCUGCAUUCAAUUUGUCGUUGUUAGAUCCCGGUAUCAUCAUUUUACAUGCCAAUCGUUAAGUCAAUACACUUUCUGAGCAAGCUCACCUGGCGCUUCACUUCCGUACUCGCUCUGAAUUCAAUUUGUCGUUGUUAGAUCCCGGUAUCAUCAUCUGUCGCUACUCUAACUGACGAGCAGCCAUUGCAUCUCCAACCGCGCAUCCUUAAGCUGACUAAAGUCGCUCAUUUUUGCAGUCAUUUCUGGCUCGUGCGCCUUUCUGUGCCGCUUCGCCUUCCUGUUUGAAAAUCAUCCCGGGGCGCGUAGGGCUCUUUCGGCUCCUGCACCCUAGGUCGCGACCUUAACGCAACAGGAAAUUAUCGUCGCGAACUCAGUUUAGAAGCCUAGGUAGACGACGGUAUAAAGCGCAUCCACUAAUUUACGAGGCUGAUAGUUUAGCACUCAUAGCCCAAGUUCUUAGUCCCUCUUGAGACUUGUCGAGCCUACCGUUGCGUCGCCUCCAAGUCUCAGGACAACUCUGGAGGCGGCAGUUAUAGUUCCAAGGAUCUCCUACUCGCGAGUUGGGGGCAAUGAUAAGUGAAUACAUUUGGCCUCCUCCCAAGGCACAUUCUUCUCCAAAGUUCCCUGGUUAUCGGCGUCGGACCGUAGUUCACUCCGUGUCUACUUAUGCGUAGGUUGCUUAUCACUCAGAUUCUAAAGCUUCUUUCUACAGUCUUCGAACCUAAUGGUCCAGCUUUAG
This is a messenger RNA of Spirometra erinaceieuropaei, 1720 nucleotides long. The record is from the annotation of a GenBank genome assembly. NCBI's taxonomy places the organism in Eukaryota, Metazoa, Platyhelminthes, Cestoda, Diphyllobothriidea, Diphyllobothriidae.